CAUGGGGUCACAUUUCUGUGUUACACAGGAAGCAGCGCGGAUGUGAUUUGAUGCCGCACAGGCUCCUCUUCCGGUCUCUUUUCCCUUAGCCACCGGACGAAAAUGACGAAGGGAACUUCAUCUUUCGGUAAGCGCCGGAACAAGACGCACACCCUGUGCCGUCGUUGUGGGUCCAAGGCCUACCAUCUGCAGAAGUCCUCCUGUGGCAAGUGUGGCUACCCCGAGAAGCGCAAGAGAAAGUACAACUGGAGCGCUAAGGCCAAGAGGAGGAACACCACUGGAACUGGCCGUCUGAGACACCUGAAGGUCGUCUACCGCAGAUUCAGGAAUGGUUUCAGGGAAGGCACCACCCCCAAACCCAGACGUGCUGCAGUGGCCGCCUCCAGCUCAUCUUAAAAGACACAUUUUUGGUUAAAUAAAUGUGAUGUUAAACAUAAGUUUCAGCCUUGUCUCUUGAUCUUUGAGCCUUAUUGUCUCACCAGUGAUGGCUAAAGUCAGGUCAAGAUUGAUGUCAACAGAUUGAAUACACACACGGUGUUAAGACUUUGUCACUUGGUAAUUUUGUGCAAAUCUUUAGUAAAGUUUAAUUUUUGUCCAAACCAAACACAAACCUGAAAUAAAUGUUUUCAAAUCAA
Epinephelus fuscoguttatus (brown-marbled grouper) is the source of this 635-nucleotide messenger RNA. RefSeq names its product ribosomal protein L37 (gene rpl37). Bases 103 to 396 code for a protein of 97 amino acids. Gene Ontology annotation, cellular component: cytosolic large ribosomal subunit; ribosome. The transcript has 4 exons. Gene Ontology annotation, molecular function: structural constituent of ribosome; RNA binding. Gene Ontology annotation, biological process: translation. NCBI's taxonomy places the organism in Eukaryota, Metazoa, Chordata, Actinopteri, Perciformes, Serranidae. The record is from RefSeq and is a predicted model, not a curated record.